CCCCGGACACCUCCUAUAAAGAUCCUGAACUUUCAUCGAUACAAGGACUCAUUCUCCACCCACUCUCCCAACUACACAUCUUCCUUUAGUCCUCAGAAACUCACAUUACUCAUGAAGAUCUUAGCUAUCCUCUACAAGGGCGGUGAUGCUGCUAAGAGCGAGCCCCGUCUCCUUGGUACUGUGGAGAACCAGCUCGGUAUCCGCAAGUGGCUCGAGUCUCAAGGCCACGAGUACAUCGUUUCAGACUCAAAAGAGGGCGCUGAUAGCGACUUCCAGAAGCACAUCGUUGAUGCUGAAAUCCUGAUUACGACUCCAUUCCACCCCGGGUAUCUCACCGGUGAUUUGGUCGCGAAGGCCAAGAAGCUUAAGCUCUGUGUCACCGCUGGUGUUGGCUCUGACCACAUUGACCUCAACGCCUCUGUCAAAAAUGGUAUUCAGGUCCUGGAGGUCUCAGGAUCCAAUGUCGUCUCCGUCGCUGAGCACGUUGUAAUGUCUAUCCUCCUCCUCGUCAGGAACUUUGUUCCAGCACACGAGAUGAUCGAGCGUGGAGACUGGAUGGUCUCUGAUAUUGCUCGCAAUGCCUUCGAUCUCGAGGGCAAGGUCGUUGGCACCAUUGGUGCUGGUCGUAUCGGCUACCGUGUUCUCCAGCGUCUGAUGCCCUUCGACUGCAAGGAGCUCCUCUACUUCGACUACGCUCCCCUGCCUGAAGCUGCUGGUAAGGCCAUCAAGGCUCGUCGCGUCGAGGACCUCAAGGACUUCGUCUCGCAGUGCGACGUCGUCACCGUCAACUGUCCUCUGCACGAGGGUACACUCGGCCUCGUCAACGCUGAGCUUCUCAAGCACUUCAAGAAGGGUGCAUGGCUCGUCAACACCGCUCGUGGUGCUAUCUGUGACAAGGACGCCGUAGCUGCUGCCCUUGCAAGUGGUCACCUGAACGGUUACGCUGGUGAUGUUUGGAACGUCCAGCCUGCACCCAAAGACCACGUCUUGCGCACAGCUAAGAACGUCCUUGGCGGCGGUAAUGGCAUGGUACCCCAUUACUCUGGUACUACCCUCGAUGCUCAGGCUCGUUACGCAAGCGGCACCAAGAGCAUUAUCGAGAACUACCUCUCUGGCAAGGCUCAGGAGCCUCAAAACAUCAUCGUCGGUAUUGGCAAGUACGAGACCAAGGCUUAUGGUCAACGUUGAACUGCGGGUGCGCCUGCCUGAGACGCUUGCUAAUAUCAUCAUGUAUACAAAACUUAUAUGCACCUGUAUGUCUAUGGGAACAAGGAUGUACAUUACUGAUAGUAGGAAACACACCGAAAUGUCUAUAUGAAUUUCAAUUGCAAAUUCUCACAAGUUCACUGAGUA
Suillus subalutaceus is the source of this 1353-nucleotide messenger RNA. RefSeq lists its product as uncharacterized. The transcript has 10 exons. The record is from RefSeq and is a predicted model, not a curated record. The coding region runs from base 112 to 1188 and encodes 358 amino acids. Gene Ontology annotation, cellular component: cytosol. Lineage: Eukaryota; Fungi; Basidiomycota; Agaricomycetes; Boletales; Suillaceae. Gene Ontology annotation, molecular function: oxidoreductase activity, acting on the CH-OH group of donors, NAD or NADP as acceptor; formate dehydrogenase (NAD+) activity; NAD binding.